Molecule: messenger RNA, 522 nt
Organism: Trichosporon asahii var. asahii CBS 2479
Lineage: Eukaryota; Fungi; Basidiomycota; Tremellomycetes; Trichosporonales; Trichosporonaceae
Product: 20 kDa protein having G-X-X-X-Q-X-W
Exons: 2
Coding region: 1-522 (173 amino acids)
Source: RefSeq, a predicted model, not a curated record
AUGCUCUCACUCCUCGCCAAGCUCGCAUUGCUGGCCGUUGUCGCCACGGCUGCAUCGCCGCCCAAACCUCUGCCCUCUGGCGCACUGACGCCCAAGUUCGUUGCGCAGAUCCAUGCCGCCGGCAGCCGCCGCAAGUGCAUCCAUGUCGCUGGUAACAUCGAGAAUGGCACCCCGCUCCAGGUCGGCGACUGCGUGGGCGGUGGCUUUGGAAACCCGCCCUUCGAGAUCAACGGCGGGCUGACCGAGAUCCGCGUCGCGGGCUCCAACUACUGCGUUGACGUGGGCAACGCACCCCUCAACAACGGCAACCAAGUCAAGAUCUGGAACUGCCACGGCGGGUACCAGCAGCAGUUCGACUACACGCGUGACGGCCGUAUUCGCGUGCACGGACAGAACAUCUGUCUCGACGUCACCGACGGUAAGCUCGAGAACGGCAACCCGAUUCAGAUCUACUCCUGCGGUGACCUCGACAACGACAACCAAUGGUUCCCAGCGGAGAACGUGGUCCAGCCCCGGAAGUAG